Phlebotomus argentipes is the source of this 1115-nucleotide messenger RNA. RefSeq lists its product as uncharacterized. NCBI's taxonomy places the organism in Eukaryota, Metazoa, Arthropoda, Insecta, Diptera, Psychodidae. The transcript is spliced from 3 exons. The record is from RefSeq and is a predicted model, not a curated record. The coding region runs from base 162 to 986 and encodes 274 amino acids.
AAAGCGCUAAAAGAAGAGGGAGAAAAACAGCGCUGAAACCCUUGGAAAAGUGUUCAAAUUUGGUGAAAUAUCAAAUUUGAGAUCAAGUGCAGCAGAAUGCAGUUGUGAAUUUGUGCACUUGUGACGUGAUUCGGCCACUCCGCGCCCCCGGGAAAGCAGCGAUGUCUCCUGUGCCAGAGAUUCAGCCGGACUCUGGAGACAAGGGCGAGUGCAGCUCGGGCAGCGAUCACACGGAAGAGAGCGUGAAUCUGCAGGACUUUGUUGUGGUGCCGAAGCAAAUCUCUCCAGGCUCCGAUUGUCCGUCUGAGAAUCCUGAGAAUGAGGACUUGGAGUGCUACAGCGAUGCCCAGCUGAGGGCGAUCCUGGACGAGGCAGUCACUUACAAGCGUCUGAGCGCGACUCCUUCUUCUGACCACUGUGACUUCAGCGGAAGUCUCCGCAGAGCUAAGGAAAUUCGCGCUGCAGAGAUCAAUAAGCGGCCCCUGUGGCUGGACGCGCCCAAGAAGCCAGAGGAGAGUCCUGGGAAUCCCUUCGUGCCCAAAACCAAUCCCUUCCGCACGACGAACGUCAAUGUUGAGGAGCAGCCGCCGAAGCAGAGCGGUUCGGCCCGCCGAAGGGCCCGGAAGGCCGCGGCGGAGGCUGAGAACAUCCCCGUGAAGAAGGAAGUGCGCAAGGAGGGCAACGCCAUCGUGAGAAACUCCCAGGAAAUCGUGGGCUUUCGCGGGAAUGACAACAUCGACGCCCUGCUGAGGUUCAUCGAGAGCUCCGACGCGCCGGCGGCGAAGAAGCCGCCGCGGCCGAAGAGCCAGAAGAAGACCAAGAAGCCAAAGAAGCCAGAGCCCAAGGCCAAGGAGGAGGAAAAGGCGCCGGAGAAGCCCGCCGCGCGGGAGGAAGUGCGCCUGUCGUCCGGGAAGACGUCGCCCAGCCUCGAGGCCGGCGACUUCCGCGUGGUGACGACGAAGAAGAAGAAGAAGCCAAAGAAUUGAGCUCAGGGAAUUAUUGCCAUUGCUUUUCAUCCCCCUUUUCCGGAAUCUCUGUUACAAUUUUUUCGCCUAAAAUCAAAGUGAGAGAGAGAAAGAAAUUGUAUUAAUAAAAGUGGGUUUUAUUCAGCAACA